GUAUAUAUAUUUUUUUUCUUCUGGUACUUGUUUGUAGUUUGUACUUUUUUUGUGUACUGCUUGCGCUGUACAGCUGACGCGUAGGAGCACGUUGGACGUUGGAGCUUGGAGCUCCUGAAAGAUAACUGUGAGAUCUAGCGCGCCUUCGGGCGGUGAGGGAUCUGAAAGUAGUCACGUUCCUGAUAUGUAAAUACAAUGUGUUACUAGUAGUUUUAUUCGCAUUUUUCUUCAAUAUGAGAUCCCGUACGAGAUCUCCAACAUCACCACAAUCCUCUGAUAAGGUCUUGGAUUGCUAGGGCUUUCUAGAUCCUGAGCCCCAAGUGAUCUUUGGGCACUGUCUUCUUCGGGGGUGAAACUGCAGGCCGCCGGGCAGAAGGCAGAGGAGCCCUGCGGGCCAGAUGUCAUGCGGCCCGCAUUGCCCCUCAAGUCAAGCCAAGUUCAAGAGUGGGUCAAUUCUAUUCCUGCCGAUGAUGGUGGGUUGCUCGACCACAAAAAUCCAGACUCUUUGUUGGACAACAACCGGUCUGCUUGGACUGCUGGCCGCACUCAUGAGCAAGAAAUGGCAAAAGAAACCCUUCUGCCCAGCAAAGUGGUACUGGCUGGCCUACGCAGCAAACAGAGCAGCUUCAAUUCAGAGACCUCCUGUUUCUCCUCCUCGAGUGUGGAUUCGCUACUGGAAGCUCGUCGCGAGGAUCCUGAAGAGUUGCUCCUGGCCCUGGGCUUUGGUGCAUCUCCCCGAACUCCGUUGGGCCGAGUCCCCAAGCGCUUUCUCACCCAGCCAUCUGCUGCCCGAGGCAUCCUCGCUCGUGAGGAUGUAAUCGGAGAAUGGAGCAGCGGCGCGGCACCAUCCGGUCGGGCCGACGUCCCUCCUCAGCAGUGGAUGGCAAGUCGACCAUGAUGGACCGGUCGUGUGCCCUCAUCCUCAUGUACGGCAUUUACUUCUGCUACGUGCUGGCCUGCUUUGGCGCCGUGUCUGCCGUUGCGGGACUCAUGCUGGGCAUCACGAGUGAACAGCCCCGAGCCCAUGACAAGGGCAAAAUAAUAGCGGGCGUUGGGAUCGGGAUCUGUGCCAUCUGCUUUAUCAUUGCCUUCUACUGCCGCUCAGUGCGACUCGACGAACAGAUCAUGGAAAGCAUAAAGGAGGAAUGGACAGUAAACGCGGGCUGGUGGAACCUGCGUUACGGCACGGCUGCCGAGAGCCGUACCAUUCCUGUGCGGCCGAGCUCAGCUGCCUCCUCUGUUGUCGUCUACUACCAGACCAAGGCGGUCGAGAGCACCUGAACUCACUCGUGUCUUGUUGCAUUUAUUUGUACCAAAUUAGUAGAGUUUGAUGGGACUGAUGCCAAAGAUGCAACACAUUUAGAGCCUUAUAAUGAAGCUCGUGUUUUCUCUGUUACUAUAGCGAAAAAAAUCAAUAAAAGUAUCGUGUCGUGAA
Molecule: messenger RNA, 1435 nt
Organism: Ornithodoros turicata
Lineage: Eukaryota; Metazoa; Arthropoda; Arachnida; Ixodida; Argasidae
Gene: olf186-M
Product: protein TESPA1-like
Exons: 8
Coding region: 404-898 (164 amino acids)
Molecular function (GO): signaling receptor binding
Source: RefSeq, a predicted model, not a curated record